Cylas formicarius (sweet potato weevil) is the source of this 3004-nucleotide messenger RNA. Its product is annotated as EARP-interacting protein homolog. Gene Ontology annotation, biological process: protein ubiquitination. The transcript is spliced from 8 exons. Bases 867 to 1973 code for a protein of 368 amino acids. The record is from RefSeq and is a predicted model, not a curated record. Lineage: Eukaryota; Metazoa; Arthropoda; Insecta; Coleoptera; Brentidae. Gene Ontology annotation, molecular function: protein binding.
ACCUCCGUUCGCUCCCGACAGAAUCCCUUGUAUUCGUCCUCAAAAGUUUGAUAUCGGUUUCCACUGUGUGGACUUAGUGUUGUUAGUGUUCAGUGCAUGUUUUAAAGUUAUAAUCGUCGUCGGCCCCGUCGUUUUUCCCCGUUCACGCCGGUAUGGAGGCCGGAUGGGCCCGGAUGGUCCGCAGUGGAAGCGGGGGGUGUCGGUUUUUUUUGGUAUCGGUCAAAUUUGUUUUUUUGCUAGUUGAGCAAAUAUUGGUUAUAUGUCUUCUUUGUACGUGUUGGUCAAUGACCAAAAGCGAAGAUCCUCGACGGAAGUCGGCAAUGGGCGAAUGAUCCUAGCAGUCGAGCCCAACAUUUUUUUGUGAAACGCAUACUUGAACUUGAACUUAGCCCUAGACUAGGUCGUGAGCAUUGCACAUGGCUGAAUAACCACCGCUCGCUCCGGACAGAAUCCCUUGUAAUCGUCUCCAAAAGACUUGAAAUCGGUUUCCACAAUUUAGUGUUCUUAAUGUUUAGUGAAUGUUUUAAAGUGCGGAAUCGUUGUCAGCCCCGCCGUUUUUUCCCUUCCACGCCGGUUGAAGGCCGGUUGGGCCCUGAUGGUCCGCGGAUAGUGGGUAGAUCUUUUUCUGAUAUCGGUCAAAUAACCUUUUUUUUGAGAAACUAUUAAGUAUAUAUUAACAAACCUGGAGGAUGAUGGAAUGGUGUAGACCCUUCUCUUAUGAAGACCUCCUUUAGGAUUUUUGAAUACUGUUCACAAUUGGAAACUAGCCGAAUGACCUUAUGUAAUCGUGGCUAUUAGAAGUAAGGAAGAAGAAGAAGCCCCAGCUACUAGCAGCUGACUUUCGGUUAUUGUGAUAUUUUUUUAAUAUGAAUAAUGAUAAUUCUGUUAUUUACGGACUAGAAUCACAGGCCAGGGCGUUGGCUCCUCAAUUAGCCGAAACGGAAAAAAUCAAAUUCCUUAUAGGUACCCAAUCUUUAAAGCAAACCACCAACCAAAUUCACCUAGUAGAAUUCAACGAAGAAUUAUCAACGAUUAAAACAUCCGUCUUUCACCAUACAGAUGGUGAAAUAUGGAAACUGACGACAAGCCUUCUCGAUCCGCUUAAAUUAGCAACGUGCUAUAACGUAGUUAUAAACGACAAUAGCUGCAUUUUCAAGACUGCCAUUCUGAAGCUUCCUGAAGAAGAAAACCUGGAAACCAUAGAAAAUCUGGAAAUCCUUACAAGUUUUGACACUGUCGAAUAUGGCACUGACAUAAAAACGACGGAAUUUCAUCCAACAGACGGUUGCAAAGCUGCAAGUGUAAUAGAUAAUCAUGUAGUUUUAUGGGAUAUAUCAGAGAGUGAAGGCCGGAAAGUCAUGAGUGUUCAGUUAGAUGGUAAAAAUAACCCUAAAUUUACCACUGGAAAAUGGAAUCCGCAUCAGAAUUGCAAUCAGUUUAGUACUGCAACUGACACAAAUGUCAAAACAUAUGACAUUAGGACCGGAGAUCUGGCCUGGACAAUUGAGGGAGCCCACACUCAACUACUUAGAGAUAUGGACUAUAACAUGAACAAACAGUACCAUAUCGCAACAUGCGGAGAUGAUGGAUUUGUAAAGAUAUGGGACUUCAGGCAGCCUAGUCAGGCAGUAUAUGCUCGAAAUGAACAUUCCCACUGGGUUUGGUGUGUUCGAUUCAACCACUUCCAUGACCAGCUGUUGCUUACAUCGAGUUCGGAUGCUCGGGUAUUACUUUCUAGCGCUGCUAGCGUAAGUUCAGAAAAUACCAAUGAAAGUUGCUCUGAUGAGAACAAAGGGGUGGAAACAAAACAGUUAUUGUCAGAUGGUACCUUACAAUGGUGUGAACAUGAAGACAGCGUAUAUUGCGCGGAAUGGUCCCCAUCGGAACCUUGGGUUUUUGCUUCUCUAAGUUACGACGGGAGAUUGUUAAUUUCGAGGGUGAAACGUUCUUUGAAAUACCAAAUUAUGCUAUAAUUUAUUAAGUUUUUUUUUUUAAUUCUGUGACCCUUAAUUAUUUCCAGAAUAGAACAAACAACCCAUACAGAUUUAUAUUUUCUACCCAUAUUCUACUUCAAUAUGUUUUUUAUAACACGCAUGGAAUUAACCUGUUAUAUUAUUAUUAUUUUCGCCCUAUUAUCUAAAAAGUUGGUUCCUUGACAAUGUCAUUGUUUUCGCUAAUAAUAAUAAGUUCAUUUUUGAUUUAUACCGGAUGUAAUAAAAAUGUUGUGUUUUUCCGAAAAUUCGUAUCACCCUAUGGAGUAUACCAGCAACCGAAAUAUAUAGCAGUUGACAUUAGAAGAAGAAGCAGUAACAGCUUUAACUUUAAUGGAUGAGUAAUGACUUUAAAAAAAAAAAUAGUCGAACGACUUAAAGAGACAGGAUCUUACUGUCCAAGGAAUGAGCGUUUUAUUAGACAAACUGGGCUAAAAAGUGAACUUAGAACUGUUCGCCAUACAAUAUCGUUUCGAACAAUCAGAAGACGUUUAAAUGAGGCUGAUUUAGACAGCAGAAGACCAGCAAAAAAACAAUUGCAAUUACAAGAGUGUGAAUCAACGCCGAUUAUUAUCUAGAAAACAAUGUAAAUGAACAUGUAAUUCCAUUUGUUCCCUUUUUGGACCAAAUGUUUAUUUAUGCAGGAUAAUGUUCGUGCCCACGUGGCUAGACAAGUUAUAGACCACAUGAACUCUGUAGCUAUUCCAUUGAUGGAAUGGCCACCUCACAGUCCCGAUUUAAAUCCUAUAGAGCACCUAUGAGAUGCUCUAAACAGAAAGGUUGGAACUCGCAAUCUCGUGCCGAUUGACCACAAUCAAUUGGUGAAUGCAGUAAUUGUAGAAUGGGAGAAUAUUCCUCAAGAUACAAUUAAAAAUUUAAUAUCCAGUAUGCAGAUGCGUAUGAAUGCUGUGAUUCGAAGUAGAGGCAGAUAUAUACGCUAUUAACAUUAUAGUGUCUAUUAAUUUUAGAGUUUUUGAUUUUUUUUCGUUUUAUGUUUCACGGUUUAACUUGUU